Camellia sinensis is the source of this 1145-nucleotide messenger RNA. NCBI's taxonomy places the organism in Eukaryota, Viridiplantae, Streptophyta, Magnoliopsida, Ericales, Theaceae. The record is from RefSeq and is a predicted model, not a curated record.
AUUAGAGGAGAAGAUUCAGGGACGGGUUUUGAGCCAUUUGUUAUAUCUGAUGCGCAUAGCAGAGAAGACUGUUCAAAAACGAGUUGCUUUGGCUCUUGCCAACCUUUGUUCUGCAGAGGAUCAGAGAACAAUAUUCAUUGAUAACAAUGGAUUAGAGUUACUACUUGGUCUUCUUGGUUCCACGAACCUAAAGCAGCAACUUGAUGGUUCUAUAGCCUUGUACAAGUUGGCUAACAAAGCCACGACUCUUUCUCCCAUUGAUGCGGCUCCUCCAUCUCCGACGCCACAGGUGUAUUUGGGGGAACAAUAUGUAAACAAUCCUACGUUGUCUGAUGUUACCUUUUUAGUUGAAGGUAAACGGUUCUAUGCCCAUCGAAUUUGCCUACUUGCUUCUUCUGAUGCUUUCCGUGCAAUGUUUGAUGGUGGUUAUCGGGAGAAGGAUGCAAGAGACAUAGAGAUUCCAAAUAUAAGAUGGGAAGUUUUUGAGUUGAUGAUGAGAUUCAUAUACACUGGAUCAGUGGAUAUUACAUUGGAUAUUGCCCAAGAUCUCCUUAGAGCUGCUGAUCAAUAUCUCUUGGAAGGACUCAAGCGGCUUUGUGAAUAUACCAUUGCACAGGAUAUAUCAUUAGAAAAUGUUUCAAGCAUGUAUGAGCUGUCAGAAGCAUUCCACGCCAUAUCAUUGAGGCAUACAUGCAUUUUGUUCAUUUUGGAGCAGUUUGAAAAAUUAAGUGCUAGGCCAGGGUAUUCUCAUCUGAUCCAGCUUACAAUACCGGAGAUCCGCAACUACUUUAUAAAAGCACUUACUAGACCUAACUCAGAUAACCGCGGCUGUAGGCAGCUGCUCGUAAAUUCUCGAUUCUAACUAAAUGCAAUGUACAGAAAGCUCUAGAUCUCUCUGUUGAGCUAGUGAAGGAUCUAAUUGGUUGAUUGUAGAGGGACCACCAAUCACUGUCUUCUGAUGCCAGAGUUCUGUUGUUUGUAAACGCUGUAAGUUUCUCCUGUAGUGUCAUUGUCCCGGAUUACUGCUGGGUAUGACUAUCAAUGAUGUUACUUUGAUAGAUUUAGAUGGUUAUGUUGACUAUAAAUGUAGUCUCCUGUGGGUUCAAAAUUGAUGCGGUUAGCUGAUGGGCCAUUGUUGUUUUCCA